Messenger RNA from Eruca vesicaria subsp. sativa (arugula), 1560 nucleotides. The record is from the annotation of a GenBank genome assembly. NCBI's taxonomy places the organism in Eukaryota, Viridiplantae, Streptophyta, Magnoliopsida, Brassicales, Brassicaceae.
AUGGCAAAGCCUUCCCCGGUGAAGAUACCAACCACAACUCUAGAUGAUUACGCUCACAGUCCAUUCCAUUACGCCGUCGUUUCAGGAGACCACCCCGGUUUGCUCCGUCUCGUCUCAUCCUUACCCAAACUAACCGAACCAGAACAAAUCCACACAGAGUCCGACUCAAUAAGCCAAGACCGUGUCGCCGAGAUAAUCUCUGCCGUCAUCGACCGCCGCGACGUUCCAUUCCAAGAAACGCCUCUCCACUUAGCGGUCCGUCUUGGCGACCUUCUCGCCGUGAAGACAAUAUCUUCAGCCGGCGCUGAUGUCACGCUUAAGAACGUCGCCGGUUGGAACGCUUUGAACGAGGCGGUUUCUCGUGGGAACGCCGAGAUCACGGAGAUUAUUCUCCGUGAUCAAAGACGUUCGGGUUGGUGUAAGUGGAGACGUAGGCUGCCGUAUAUGAUCGCGGUUCUUGGCCGCAUGAGAGACUUCUACUUUGAGGUUUCUAUCGAUUUCGAGAGCUCCGUGAUACCUUUCUUCGAGAUGAUGGCUCCUUCCGAUACUUAUAAAAUAUGGAAACGAGGCAGUGAUCUACGUGUCGAUACGUCGUUAACCGGGUUCGACCGGUUUAAAAUUCGCCGCGCAAACCAGAGAUUUCUCUUCCUUAGUGAAGAGGACGAGUCUCCCGGUACGUUGCUUGUGUUGAACAGAGAUGACAAAACGAUAGCAAACGCAAACGCUUUUGAGAAGGCUGGUGAUUCGGGUAGUGUUAGUGAGAUGGAUGUUACGAAAGCAGAGCUCGUUGUGUUGAAGAAUUGGCGAGGGAAAGAGAAGGUUGAGACCGUUGGAGAGUGGAAAGCUAAAGGUUACGAGGUCAAGAACGUGAGUUUCAGUUCCAAAACAGAGAAGAAGAACUCGCUUUCGGACAAGGAGAAUGGUCGGAGUUUUUCAAAACCGUUAUUGAGACAGCUCAGUUGUUCCAACGUUGAGGUGAAAGAAGUUCAGAAAUCGUUGCGGAGGAGGAGAAAGUCGGUUUCUUUACCGGCGGCUUCUGUUCCGGUGACGGCUUCUUGGCCGGUGAUCAAAGAGAAGGAGACUGUGAAGAGCUUGAGUCCUACGGUUUGGUUAACGAAUGAUUUUCCUUUGAAUACGGAGGAGCUGCUUCCGGUGCUUGAUAUUUUAGCCAUUGAUGUUGAAGCCAUUCGGAGAAUGAAGGAGCUGCUCACCGUUAAGUUCCCGGUGGGAAGUUUCCCGGUUAAGUUGUCAAUACCGGUGAUACCAACGGUGAAGGUAGUGAUGACAUUCAGCAAGUUCGUGGCUCUCCCGGCGAUGGAUGAGUUCUACACACCACUGUCAAGCCCGAGACAUAUCUCAGCUGGAAUCGAAGACCAAUGCGACGUGGAAUCUGACAAAAGAACAUCAACUUCACGGCCUUUGUUUACUACAAAGCCGUCUUGGCUGAGACUGAAGGCUACCAAGAAACGCUCAUAUCGACGGUUGAAGAAGGAGCAGGCACAAAUGGUGGACCCAUUUGCAAUACCAGCAGGGUAUACGUGGACGAGCAAGUCAAACUAA